This is a messenger RNA of Eupeodes corollae, 1017 nucleotides long. RefSeq lists its product as uncharacterized. The record is from RefSeq and is a predicted model, not a curated record. Bases 39 to 632 code for a protein of 197 amino acids. The transcript is spliced from 3 exons. NCBI's taxonomy places the organism in Eukaryota, Metazoa, Arthropoda, Insecta, Diptera, Syrphidae.
AAUAUAUUAUUUUAUAUUUAAUAUUCCUUGGUUUAUUUAUGAUGACUGGAAUCUAUGCGAAGUCAGCUUAUUUCAUAAUUAUGGAUAAAAUUGUCUGCACUGCGAAUCCCGAAUACACAUUCCCACCAAAAUGUUCACUCGAUAAAAGUUAUAAUCCAGCAAGAGGUUUUAUAGAGAUACAAAUGAAACGAGAAAUCAAAUCACAAAGAUAUUCAUUAAAUUUUACCAUAACGAAUAAAAAGAAAAAAAGAAAUUUAUUAACCUUGAAAAAUUAUGAUGCUUGUGCGUUUUUUGAAGGACGUGUUUCAGCUUUGUUGAAAAUUUUCAAGGAAUUAUUGGAAACAUAUGGAGAGCUUCCAAAAAAAUGUCCCAUAAAAAAGGAUUAUCAUUAUAAACUUCAAAAUAUGACCGUCAGCUUGGAGAGAUUUCCACCGUAUUUUAUCGAAACUGAUUUUUAUAUAAUCACAAGGAAUACUGUGGGGAAAGAUUUUCUAUUUGCUCUUGAAUUUAGUGGAAGAGUUAGAAGAAAUGAAGAAGUAAAAAAAGAUGAAAAUGAAGAAAGUGUUGAAAAUAAUAUAUUCCUGCCAAAUAAAAAGAAUAAGAAACGUAAGAACGGCCCUGCCAUAACAUAAUAUUAUUUUUAUAAUACAAUUAUUAAUACAUAUUUGACAAAACUAUAAACAAAAUUUAAACUGCACAUUUUUUGUUUAAAAUUUGGAAGGGAAUGGAAAGUUUGAAUUUUUCUAUCACUCAAAAAAAUUCUUUAAUAGUGAUGAUACUUGAAAACGUAUACAAAACAAAAUAAGUUAAAUGUUCGUGGAAUUUUAACAAUCUAAUUUAAUUCAAUUAAAAUAAAAAUAGAUUCUGAAUCUCAAUUGAAAAACAAAAAUAAUUGAGGGCUGAUGUUAAUUUUGCUUUGAUUAAAGAUUAUAAAGAUUGAUUCGGAAUUGUAACAAUUUUUAUUUAACGAUGGGUUAUUAUGUUAAUUUUUGUAAUAUGAUCGGUCAGGCAUAAAAA